AUGGACACGGGAGCUCUGAGGGAGUGGUUCAGUCGAGUUGACUUGGAUAACAAGGGGAAUAUCUCUGCUACCCAGCUCCAGGUCCCAUUUCUUCCGCGGCUCGUCCUUUUGACUGCAAUUCACUGAUCCAUUGCUCUGAGAUUUCCCAUGCUUUCUUCCUUCCUCUUGUUUCAAUACUGUGGAACUCAAUGUGUCAGGCUGCGUUGGCUGUGGGUAACCUGAAAUUCUCCAUCUCCAUAGUUCAGCAGAUGAUCAGGUUUUGCGCAUGAUUCUGAUUUACUGACGCAGCUUCUCGUAUGUUUUCUCCCACUCAUCGUGGUUAUGGGUUUUUUCUAUGCAGGAUGUAUGAUUUUGACGGGAACGGCACCAUGAAUUUCGAAGGUUAGUCCUUUUUUUCUGUUUUGUGAUUUGAGAGAGAGAGAGAGAGAGAGAGUGGUUGGGAGACCCGUUUUCGUUGAAAAUUUUUCCUCUCGCAUAAUUGCUUUCCCGUAGCGCGCAAAAUGGGACGAAUGAUUGCCGCCUCUUCAUGAAUCUUCUGCGAGAAUAACUGCCUACUCUGAACACUCGCCGCAUUCUUCAUCAACUUGUGUAGUGAAUGUAGUCACAUAAAACGUAUAGGAAAAAAAAAGGCUGAUGAAUACACGCAAAGAAGUGAAAGUGGAAUAAAAAGGGAAGGAAGAGGUGGAACGAACAAGUACUGAGUCGAAGGAAGGGAGUCAGGAAAGAAGGGGGAAAUUACGAGAGGAAAAUAUGUGGGGAAGGGAAAAAAGUGAAAAAAGGAAAAAAAAGGGGAUAAGGAAGAAACUGAGGGUGUGUUUGGAGGCGGGAAAGAAUAACAAGCUGGAAUAGAAUGGGAAAAUGAUGACAAUGGGAAAUCAGACUUUGAUCCCUAUGUAGGGGAUGCGGAUAAGUUAUUUACUUUGCAUUUAAAUCGUUUUUCUACUGGGAUUUUUGGAACCGAAAGGAAACCUUAGACAAUGCCCCACAUGACCAACAAACUGGUAUCCAGCUUGUGAUGUGCUUUUUAGUUUUUAGGAUAAUUGACUGAGCAUCCCUUUGCUUUUGAAUGCUACAUUGAAGAGAUGCUUUGUGCAUAGAUGGCUGUUUCCACUCUUCUCACACUGGUGUUGUUUUAGAGAUUAGAGCCUCAACUUUCAAUCAUCGAUUGAAUCCCAAAGUUCCCUUUUCAAUCACGAUUGAAAUACAUGUGUCACAAAGCUUGCGUUUGGAUUUCUCUUCUUAAGCUGGGGCCUGUGAUAUCUUUUCCUAUCUUUCUUUGAAUACGAUUGUAUGUGACAUAUUACACUGGAGUGUGGAUUAUUGUCCUCUAGUACUCAUCUUCAGGGAUAAGUGUACUGUGAACAUAUCUUUUGUAAAAUUAAUGUCCAUCUAUCAUUGUUUAGCUUGAGCUAGAAAUAUGGAAAACACGAAUUGUCAUGGGACUGCUAUUUCUUUUGUUAUUUUUGACUGGUGUGAGCUAGAGUGGAAAACAUGAAUUGGCAUGAGGUAGCUAUUUGUUUGUUACAAAUCUUGGAUUGCAAGAACAUCAUGAUUUGUUUUCUCGAAGUGCAUAAUUAUGAAAGGCCCACAAUUCGCUUCUUCAGAAAAGAGUAUCAUAAUUCAUUUGUAGAAUUCAUUAAGAUCGCCUACUAGUGUUCUAAGAUGUGCACACUUGCAAUGGUGGUACGAAGUAAAGGAUCUGUGCCAAAACCUACUUCCGAAUCCUCAAUCUUGGUCAGCUGAUAAUACUUUCGUUCAUCCGCACUAGAUAUAUGAAACUGAUAAGUCUGAAAUGUUUUUCUUUAGCUUUAUGUAGACAAACAUUAAGGAAUUAAAAACUGAUGACACCCAGCAUCACUGGUUACGUUCUUUUCUUUUAGUGGAUAAUUUAUUUCCUGCGAUCUUUCAAUGAUACCUCACUGAUGAAGAUUGGCUGCUUUUCAUGUUCUGCAGAAUUUGUUGCCCUCAAUAAAUUCCUUUUCCAGGUCAGUGCUUCUAAUUCAUCUUGGAUGUUACUGAAACAAUUCCUUAUUAUUGGCACAAUAUACACUCCUUUGCAUCUUCUUGGAUUCCAUUCAAUUCAUCUACCAUUUGCUCACAGAGUAAUAAAAAAUAAGCCUUUUUCUGUUGGUCAUAUUUUGUCUCAUCUUUUCCUUUUUUAUACUCAUCUAAAAACUGUCUUUUAAAGGAAAUUGUAUGGUUUACCAUCAAUUCAGUAUAAAAAAUAAUGGAAUAUCUAGAAGUUGAUUGAGACAUUUGAAUCAUUAUAGCCGAGUAAGAGAAAUAUAGCCUUAACCCUUCACAAUGAAUGAAUCAAAGUGUACUAACAAAGGCCUUACGAAAUUUCUUCAGAGGACUUCAUUUUACAGCAACUCACUACUUCAUCCAGUUAGCACUUCAUCACUCAUCUUGCAAGACCUAAAGCGACUGGAGAAGUUGACUACUCUAGAUUUUGUUGAUUCUCUAACUUUUCACGGGGACAGCUCCUUUGAGUCAUGACAUAGCAGAAUUAGUUCUUAAAUUUAUAACUGAAUAAUAUGCCGUUAAAGAGUCAUCCCUGAUUUAGCCACCCCGAAAAAGAAGAAAUCAUCCCUUGAAGAUCAUUUCUAGAUUUUAAGAACUAAGAAAUGAUCUUCAAGGGAUUCUAAGCAUCCAUUAAAGACUUUUCCAUCCUUUGAUGUCUGUAGUAAAAUCUUAUGGCCUGUUCUAAAUGGAUUGCGGAGAAAAGUUUCUUUAAGCCAGAGAAAAGAUUCAAACAAGAGAUUCUUACAUGAUCAAUUAAAACAAUGACGGCCGAGAUUCAUUCUCCCCCCCUCCCCCCCCCACGCGAGGUAAUGGCAGGCAAUUGCAGUCACCACUUUCAGACUGCCGAAAAUGGAAAACCUGGGGGAUGUGACUAUGUCAGAUUAAAGACUGGUUUUUACUCUCCGAAUAAAGGAAAAUCAGCCAAUCAUUGUUUAUUCCACUAUGGGUGAAGCAUACUGAAGUAAGAUGGUACGCGAUCAGUUUCCAAGUCACCCGCUGGUCGGUUGUCUGUCUGUUGGAGGAUGACCAGGAAUAUGUAUGAUGUGACAAAUCAGUUUUAUCUUUUUAGAUUUUCUUCGUUCUUUGAACUGAUAUUAUAUAAUGUACGUUAUGCGUGUCAAAACUGCAUUUGAACCCUUUACUCUUCUCGACAUAUAAAAAAGGAAUCUGGUAUUCAUAACCUAUGUACAGUGUUUUUAAUCAGCGCAGCUUUAUUAAUAAAUAAAUAAAACCUUGCUCUUCUUCACAGCAUAACUGUCGAGCUUACUAUUUUUUCUACUGAAUGAAAUUUUUUCACUAUAUCAACGUAUACCAUGUUUAAAUAGUUCUUUUACCGCCUAGGUUUUUCCUCAUGCCUAUUUAAAGAUGUACUCUUCAGACUUACGUUUAUGAAAAUUGAUGUAGGUUCAGGAUGCUUUUUCAGCUUCAAGCAGGUAUUCCCCACACUUCAAAACCAUGAAACAACACUUUCUUCAAGAAUGAUUUAGUCGUCGUAUUUAUGUGAAUUCUUCCUGUAUGUUACACAUCUAUCUUGUUUUUUGUGCCUGAUUCUGAGUAUACGACAUUACUUCGAAUGUUUUCAUCUUCUUAUUUUCUCUGUUCAUAGGAAAGUCACUGCUUCUGUGCUAAAACUUCCAUUACCCGUGCACCACUCUGCCACAGGAUUAGAUCUUAUGAAUGAACUGUAAAUGACACCAACUUUACUGAAUUAACGAGAAAGAAUUUUAUCUCUGAUUUUCUUGGUACGAAUCCUUGUGGUGACUUUACUCACUCCAUGUGCUGCAUACUUUUUACAUACAUUUUUCAUGUCUCUAUGGUGAAGGAACUUUAAAGGACUCUCUACGGUGAUGUCAUUCUUUCUCCACAAUAGCUUCAAAGAAACCCAGUUGCAUGCUCUUUCUUUCUCUGAUCUGUGUAUAAUUCACUUGAAGGCCCCGUGUUGAGAAACCCUUUUGGCCUACUCCGCACUCCUUUGAAUUCUGGAUCCUUUUUCUCCGGUUUUGUUUCUACUGCUGGUUCAUAAUCACAGGGAGAGGCUUCUGUCAGUCAAUAAGCUACCCAUACAAGUCCUUUGCACUUCCUCUGUAGAGAAAUAUCCCUCAAACCCUCCUCUUUUCACUGCAUUGUUUCGUAGGGGCCAGGGAUUCCUCGCUCCAGACGGUGUCUACGAGGUACUUCAACAACACAGGAACCUUUUUUUUUUUUGGGUUCAUAACGAGGGGUGAUCGACUAAAACCACCAUGCGAUUCUGCAUCGCUUGUCGAGUUGCAGGCGUUGAAGAUUGUGGGCUUCUCCUUAGAUUCCCCCUCCUUCUACACAGUCUGUGAGGUACCGCAGACUUCAACUCCCCUCCUCCCUCAGAUUAUUGGCCGCAUAUAUACAUAUUGUUCUUCAUUGUCUCAGACCUUCGAUCAAACCAAGAAAGGACGGUUUCUCUUGGACAGCUUCAUUUCGCUGUGUAUAUUUGUGCAGUCGGCCCGGUGAGGAACUCUCUUGCUUGGGCUUUUGUUUCAUAGUUGUCUUCUUCUCCCGGCAUGAUCCCACAAGUUUCUUCCCGUUUUCUUGUGGCAUGGGCUAGUGAGAGAAUUCAUCUCACGGACAGAUGACUCUCUCUCUCUCUCUCUCUCUCUCUCUAUCUCUCAUAGGAAUCUGUUCAACUCCUUUGAUGCAUCCAAACAAGGCAGAGUGACUCUGGACUUCAACCAGUUCGUUUACUGCGGUGGGUACUCUCCAAGGCGACUCCUUUCUUGCCGCGGGCACUCUACUCUGUUCAUCACAUUUUCUUUUUCCGACGCAGCCGCCAACUGUAGGAUCUGA
Spirodela intermedia is the source of this 4842-nucleotide messenger RNA. The record is from the annotation of a GenBank genome assembly. NCBI's taxonomy places the organism in Eukaryota, Viridiplantae, Streptophyta, Magnoliopsida, Alismatales, Araceae.